Molecule: messenger RNA, 4368 nt
Organism: Opisthocomus hoazin
Lineage: Eukaryota; Metazoa; Chordata; Aves; Opisthocomiformes; Opisthocomidae
Source: RefSeq, a predicted model, not a curated record
AUGGGGUGCCUGCGUCCGCUGGCAGGGCCAGGCAGAGCCGGGACUCACUCGGGCGAUCUCAGCGUACGCCAGCCCCAGGAUCCCUUCCCAGUUGGAGCCGUUGAUGAAGAAUUUGUCCGACUCCGUGAUGGCAGCGAUGUUAGCUCUGACGGUGACGUUGGGGCCGUGGGGGAUGGUGACGAGGGAGCCGUGGCGGAAGCGAUGGUGACCAUUGGUGACCAGCUCAUCCUGGAAGAAGAGUUUGACGAGACGUACGUCCCCAACGAGCGAGAAAUCCAGGGUUUUGCACGGGAGAUCGGGAUUGACCCCGAGAAGGAGCCAGAGCUGUUAUGGCUGGCCAGGGAAGGCAUCAUGGCCCCGCUGCCACCCGAGUGGAAGCCCUGCCAGGACAUCACCGGUGAUGUCUACUACUUCAACUUUGCUAACGGCCAGUCCAUGUGGGGGCACCCCUGCGAUGAUCACUACAGAAAGCGUGUCGUUCAGGAGCGAGAGAAGCUGCUGGCAUGUGGCAGCUUGAAAAAGAAAGAGAAGAAGAAGAAGAAGAAGAAAGAAAAGAAGGAGAAGAAAGACAAGAAGGAGAAGAAGUUGCUGAAGCGACCCACCUCCGCAGACACCCUGCCCGUGCCUGUCCUGGCACCCCUGGGGACCCUGGCUCCGCUGCGUGGCCCUGCGGCGUUGCCGGCCGGCAUCCUCCGCGUGCCGCUGGCCUCAGACGUGGGCAUCUCGGCGGACCCCGGCCGUGCAGCCGAAGCAGGAACGCAGAGUCUCCGUGGGACAGCAAGGCUGUUCAAAAACGUGCACAUGGAUGUCAGCGCCCUGGGAGGAAGCUUUGACUUUGAGGUAGGGAUGCGGGUGAUGCGAGACGGGCGGGAGAAGCUGCCCGGGCAGGAGAGGAGCUGCGGCACUGCCCAGCCAGCGCCCGGGCUGGGGAGCGAGAGGGCGCGGGAGAGGGGCCGGAGGGAUGCGUGCCGUGUGUCCGUUAAGGAGUCUUUAGAAUCAGGACACGCUGAAGAAGAGCAAGAGUCUUCGCUGGGUUCUGAAGCGGCGUGCCCUCCGUCUCCAGUCCGAGUCCUCCCUGGAGAUGGGGACAGCAGCCUGUCUGGCCAGAGCAAGGAGGAGUCCGACGGGAAGCUCGCCGGGAGCGAGCUGCGGGGCACGGCGGCAGCUGAGGGGGAAGGUGACGUCUCUGCAGCUGAGGAGCUGCCGCAGUGUUAUCCCAGAGGUGCUACCGCUGUUGCUGGUGGGCUCGGCCCUGGCCAGCCGCGGGUCCGUCUUGGACCCUUGGCUCUGUCGGACACGGUGAGAGGCCAGAUUUGUCUUCCCAGUAUCGUUUGUCACCUUGUGGGAAAUGCCGAGGUGGGUGAGGCUGCAGGCCUGAGAUACGUACGGGCUGUGAUGCAUGUCUUCUCUCGGCUUUCCAAGGCCUCCGAGACCAGCGACUGUGGGGAGGACUUGCGAGUCUCCAGCCGCUAGGACGAUGAGCUGAUCCUGCCCGUGGACUUGGGUUUCCAGAGGCAGCUUUCUGAGCGGGUACUGGACGUGGGGGUCCUGUCUCCUGCUUCGGACAGCCCCGUGUGCCAGGCCCAGGAGCUGGGAGAAGAGGAGAGAGACCAAAGCAAAGCCAGUGUAGAGGAAGAGCAAAGCAAAAGAACAGAAGCUGCUGAGAGUGAGAGGGAUCAAAGCGCUUGUGAAGCACCAGAAGAGAAGUGUGUUGCUUUAGAAGCUCCCAGGCCGGAGGAGGCUGUGGCGCAGGAGCCGGAGGAGGGGUCGCUGGAGGAGCUUGCUGCCCCGCAGAAAGAGCAACCUGAGAAGGAAGUCAAACACGAGAAGUCCUUGGACCAGCCUAGUGAAGAAUCCCUUGAGGGAGCAGCUGAGGAGCUGGAGACAGGGCUCGAGCGAGGGAAAAUGCAUUUAUUGCACGCAAAGAAGGAGAAAAUUCAGCAAUUCCAGGAGGAGAUGAGGCUCCAGGAGGAGGAGGAAGCUGAGAAGCUUGAUGAGCAAAAAGAAAAAUCCCUCAGGUCUCCGGAAGAAGAUUCGGCAAAGGUUUCCGAGGAGGAAGAGUUGUGUAUCAGAAAGGAAGAAGCUGAGAGACUCUUAAAGCUGCGAGCCAAAAUCGCCUCAGAGACCGAGGCAGAGGAGCAGAAGAUAAGGGCAGAGCAAGAGGUCACGCUGCAGAAACUCAGAGAAGAGUGGGAAUGCCGGCAGGUGAUGGAGAAGGAGAGCCUGGAGAGGAAGCAGCAGCUUGUUUUGGAGAAGAUGAGGCUGGAAAUGGAGGAGGCUCAGCAGAAAGCGACGACUGAGCUGGAACAAGAGAAGGAACAAUUCCUGAGCGAGCUCAAGGAGAGAUUAGACAGGGAGAAGAAGAAGGCACUAGAAGAGCUGGAGAAACAGUUUGCAACUGAACUCCAGCAGCUGACAUCUGCAGCCGAAGAGAAGCAUCAUAAGGUCAUUUCCAGCCUGCAGACCCGGGCAGCAGAGGCACAGAGGAGCGAGGAGGCUCAGCUGCGUGAAGACUUGCAGAGAGCGGAGCAGAAAGUGCAGCAAAAAGCCUAUCAAUUAACAGAGUACGAACGCGAGCUCAGCGAGCUUAUGAGAGAGAAACGCCAGGAAGUGCAAAAGGACCACGAGAGGAAAAUGGAGCGGAUGAAAGAGGAGCACCAGGAAGCCUUAGCACGGCUUCGGGAUCAGUACGAGGAGGAGGAGAGAAAGCAAAGAGCAGAGCUGCUUGAAGGCCUGCGCAGCCAGACGGUGCGCCUCCGGCAGCUUCACGAAGCAGAGGGGAGAGCUCUGCAGGCAGAGCUGGAUGAGCGGCUCGCUGCGUUGCAGCACAGGCACCGGGAGAAGGAAAGAGAACUCCAGGAACAGGAAAACGAGCUUGAAACGCGCACGAAGAACGUCAAAGCCAGAUCGGUGCAGCUCCUUAGCCAGGAGGAGUCUCUGAGAAAGAAAAGGCAGCAGCUGCUGGAUGAAGACAGACAGACUGAGCUGGAAAGAGAUGAAGCUGCUCUAGCUUCUCAGCUUUGCCUAGAGGAGAAUAGGAAGGAGCAUGCCAGCCUCCUGGAGUCCAUCCGGCAGCUACGUCGGUCUCUUGAAGAGCUCCAGGACCAGAAAGCUGAGCUGGAGGCCCAGGUGGACUUGUUGCAGACCCGAAGCCAGAGGCUGCAGAAACGCAUCAGUGAGCUGGAGGCAGCUGCCAGGAGCAAACAGGAGACUUUGAAAGAACUGGAGGCACAAGAAAGCGUUGAAUCUCCAAGAAGGAAAGCUGAGCUCCAAGUUGAAGACCUGAGAGAAACUAUUCAAGCUCACUCGCCCAGAGAACCUGCUUCCCCACCCUCUCAAAGCCACGAGGACAGAGAGUUCCAGUUUGAUCAUGUCAGGAGCUACAUCUCCGCGGAAGGGAUCUCCAUCAGGAACACCAAGGAGUUCCUGGUGCGCCAGGCCCGCUCCAUGAGGAAGAGGCACUCGGCGCUGAAAGCUGCAAAGCAGCAGUGGCGCCAGGAUAUGCAGAAAGCGCAGGAGGUGGUGCGGGAUCCCGACAGCUCCCAGCUCCUGGAGGGCAUGCGCAGGAACCUGGAAGAGGAAGCAAAGCAGUUGGACAAGAUGAAGUCGGCUAUGCAGAAAGGACAGGUGCUGCUGAAGAAGAAAGAAGAGAAGCUAAGCCAGCUGGAGUGCUCGCUGCUGGAGGAGCUUUCAGAUGAAGAUACGCUGAAGAGUGCUGCGUGCAGGAAGAUGGUGACUUUUGAUCUCAGCAACUCUGAGGACACAAACAGCACGUCCAGUGUAAAUCUGCGGCAGCCUGAGUUGGAUGUGAGAACCGAUUUGCGGCCUGCCCCACACCUGGACAAGAUCCAGUACCUGACGGACUCUCUGCAGCGUAUCACUGGUGAACUGAACGGCGUCCUCGGCGUCCUGGGCUCUCUGAGCAACCACCAGUCUCCACUCUUCACCUCGACGCCCUGCCACGGGGUCCCUCUUUCUACGUACGCCUCCUUGGCAGGGCUGCAGGCGGCCGGCUCCCUGGUCCCCCCCGCCGGGGGGUCUCUGGUAGACCAGCGGGCCUGGAGCACUGGGCUGAGCUCCGCUCGCUCUGCCGCAGCUGGGCAGUCGGUGGACAGCAUCCUGGCAGAGAAAUGGCACAAGUAUUUCCCAGGUGGGUUCCCGUCGCUCAGUGCGAGUUCCAAGCCUCUGGACAGCAAACUGGGAUACGUGCCUGCAGAUGAGCAGAUACGGCUGUUCCAGCACUCCCAGUUCCGGAGCCGUGAGUCAGACAAGAGGAGUAUUGAAGGAAUGAUUGAGAGCAGCAAGAAAUGGCUCGAAGACUUCAAGAGGGAUUCAAACGUGUAUCCUUUGCCCGAGUCUGGUCUGUAA